Molecule: messenger RNA, 2106 nt
Organism: Penaeus indicus
Lineage: Eukaryota; Metazoa; Arthropoda; Malacostraca; Decapoda; Penaeidae
Product: leucine-rich repeat neuronal protein 1-like
Exons: 1
Coding region: 1-2106 (701 amino acids)
Molecular function (GO): protein binding
Source: RefSeq, a predicted model, not a curated record
AUGGCGAAUGUACCUGCUGAAGGCCCUGUGGCGCUGCCGACGCUGAUGGUAAUGUGUGUGAUCUCCAUAGCAUGUGGGACGAUGGACGACGCUCUUCAAGAGAACCGUCUUUCAUACAAUGCAACUUGUCCAGAGGACUGUACUUGCGGGCUCCUACGUUCAACGCACUUGCAUCACCUCCUCAACACCUUCCAUUGUUCCUUCGCCAAUAUGAAAUCCUUCCCUCCAAAUAUACCGCUAGAUGUCCAAGCCCUCAUAAUCAAUGGAAAUUCGAUCAGAAGCGUUCCAGAUCCCGUUUCAAGAUUGACGGAGCUUCGAGAACUCGAUUUGUCAGGGAACAGCAUUAGUUCUUUAGGUAGAGGAGGUAUGUUCCAGAACAUGUCAAGAUUAGAGUACCUAAAUAUGGCCAAGAAUGUAAUUUCGACCAUAUUCCACGACAAUCUCUUGGGUCUCAAGAGUCUGGAACAGCUUGUUCUUACCAGCAAUAAGCUAACCUACAUCGAGGACAAGGCAUUCGCUGAUCAGACCCACUUGCUGACCCUUGUACUUGAGAACAAUUUACUCGGGUCAUUAUACGCUGAGUGGUUCCAAGGGCUGGACGCCCUCGUGGAACUCAACUUAGCCUACAAUAGGAUCCACAACAUUCCUGCAUCAGUAUUUCUCCACCUACAUUCCCUUGAACGUCUGGACCUCACAGGGAAUCGCAUUUCAACUGUGAAUCCCGCAGCUUUUGCAGGCCUUACGAACCUCCAACAUCUGGUAAUAAGAGACAAUUUCCUUCCCAGAAUACCCGCUGCAGCCUUCCAGGGCUUGCUGUCUCUCCUGACACUGAAUCUGGACCAGAAUCCUCUCGUCAAAAUCAAAUCGAUGGAUUUCUCCCACCUCAGCGCGACCAAAAUCAGCCUUUGCCAAAUGCCUAAGCUGGAAAUCAUUGACUCUAAAGGGUUUUAUGACCUUGCUAACAUAACUACAAUAGAGGUCACUCACAACAGUAAACUGGCGUAUGUGGAUCCUUUUGCCUUCGUGAAUGUAGAAACACUGAAGGACCUGCAGCUCCAUAAUAAUAACCUUAGAGGGAUAGAGAAAGAAAUUGCAGAUGUUUUACCUGAAGGAGUUCAAGUGUCUCUGUACAAUAAUCCUUUACAUUGUGACUGUAAUGGGCGAUGGCUUCGUCAAUUAAUGGAUGAAAGGGAUAAUGUUAGUGUAAUUUUAGUGGAACCUGAGCAUCUUACCUGCAGUAGCCCCCCUCCAUAUGCUUAUAAACUUUUGAAAGAUAUUUUUCCAACAAAGCUUCCAAAAACCUGUCUUCCAGUUGUGCUCAAUUUAACACAGACACAAUCUGUAGUUAGAGAAGUUGGUGAAAAACAAAUAUUGGAAUGUCGUGCACUUGGUUCCCCAAGGCCCCAACUGCGUUGGAUUUUGCCUGACGGUUCGCUGGUCAACUCCACCCUGAACGAGGUGCGGCGACGGUUCUUCCCUCCUGGAACCCUCGUGUACUACCACCUGAAGCCAAGGGACGGCGGCUCGUACACCUGCGUGGCCGAGAACUCCGUCGGCGAGACCAGGAGUUCUCUCACCCUCAACGUCACUGGCAUCGACAUCCACCUGUUCCCCAAACACGUGUCGUCGACCCUUGUGACUCUUAUCUGGAAUGGAACGGAAUGUCGAGCGUUCCCCUCGUACAAGAUUAUCUUCAGUCGAAUCGACGCCAACGGGACGGACGUCGGGGAGAGGAGAUCCAGGAAUGCAAGUCCCACCAGGAAGGUCUUCUCCAUCACGGGGCUUCAUCCAGACUCCACCUACCGCUUCUGCAUCGGCUACGAAGACGCAAAUGGCUACUGGCUUCAGAUUUCUUGCUGCAUCGCCAACACUGAGGACUUAGAGUACAGGAAGCAGGGACUUUCUCGGAUUUCCAACGUGGCUGUCGCUGCGGUGGUGGUCCUUUUACUAGCAGCGACUUUGCUCGGCCAUCUGGUAUCGCUGGCGGUCAGGAAAUAUCGCCAGAGAACGUACGAGGCAACGGACAAAGUUGGCGAGGACUCCAGCAUCCCCCUGGACAACCUGUACCGCCCUCUCCUCAUGGGCUCUGACGAUAGGAAGAUCUGA